UGUAGUAUAUACAUUUUACAUGUACAUACAGAAUCUGAUUCUCAAUUUUGCCAUCUUCCCCGUCGAAAAGAGUGGAAGUUCAAGAAUCUCAGCGUUCAUGCGUUGUGAAGUUUAUUCGCCAUGGAUGACUGUCCCUGUAACUCUAUCAUCUUGUUUAGUCAGUCAACUUUUCUUCAGCUCUUCCUCGUUGGGAAAUGCCUUUCAUACACCGCUCUCCUGCUUCUGGGCUACAUCUCUGCUACAAGUUUUAGCUUAUUUUUGCUUCGAUUGGAUGCGCAUGCGACCCCCAUGAAUUCCUUUCUUGCGGAAUCCUGGUGGCUCUACUCUGGGGUUACUUUGCUUUGGGUGGUGAAAAAACAAGGAAUCUGAGCUGUUCUACUCGACGGGUCAUGUAAUCGCAUCCCAUCUCUACGCAUGGAAUCCUUCUUCACCUCAUCCCCGCCUCUCUUACUUCCUAAUUAACAUUAAGAGCAUCUUCUCCUACCUUUGUUAGUUGGUACCGUCAUGGCUGAGUUCCUCCUCCUCCAACGACUAGUACCUCAAGCAGCUAAACAUUUGUUUUCGAAGAGGAAUACAACUAUGCUGCAGAGUACGAGUCUUAAUGGAAGGCUUGGAAUGAUGCCCGUCUUUGUCUUCUUCUGUUCUAUGCUCUUUCUACCUUUCCACCAAGGCAUACUGACGGCUCAUGCGUUUACUGGUACUUAUGGGAUAAACUAUGGCAGAAUUGCUGAUAACAUUCCUGCUCCUGAAAGUGUUGUGACACUCUUGAAAGCAGCAAGGGUGAAAAAUAUCAAAAUCUUUGAUGCGGACCAUAGUGUUAUUCAGGCAUUUAAGGGGUCUGGACUUGAGUUGGUUAUUGGAAUUGGGAAUGAGUAUCUUAAAGAUAUGAGUGUAAAUGAGGAGCGCGCCAUGGACUGGAUUAAUGAGAAUGUUCAGCCCUUUGUACCUGGAACCCAUAUCAGUGGAAUUACUGUUGGGAAUGAAGUGUUAGGAGGAACAGAUCAGGAAUUAGAGGAAGCUCUCAUGGGUGCAAUAAAGAAUGUUUACAGUGCCCUAACCAGGCUUCAACUUGCAGAUACUAUUGAGAUUUGGACGCCACAUUCUGAGGCUGUUUUUGCUAAUUCUUAUCCUCCUUCAUCAUGCAUCUUUAAAGAUGAUGUUUUAGUUUACAUGAAGCCCAUUCUGGACUUCUUCUCACAGCAUGGUUCCCCUUUCUACGUCAAUGCAUAUCCAUUCUUGGCUUACAAAAGUGAUCCUGAGCAUAUCGACAUUAACUAUGCUCUCUUUCAGUCAAACUCUGGAAUAUAUGAUGCGAAGACUGAUUUGCACUAUGAUAAUAUGUUUGAUGCUAUGAUAGAUGCUGCUUAUGCUGCUCUGGAAGCUGCAGGCUAUAAUGACAUGGAAGUUCGGGUUUCGGAGACAGGAUGGGCUUCUAAUGGGGAUGAAAACGAAGCAGGAGCUACAGUUCACAAUGCAAGGACCUACAACUAUAAUCUGCGUAAGAGGCUUCUAAAAAAGAAAGGGACUCCACUUAGGCCAAAAAAGGUGGUCAAGGCCUAUAUCUUUGCAUUAUUUAAUGAGAAUUUGAAGCCUGGACCAAGUUCAGAGAGACACUAUGGACUUUUCAAGGCGGAUGGCAGCAUUUCAUAUGAUAUUGGAUUCACCGGGCUUAGGCCAUCAUCUGCUUCUCCAUCUCUAGCCUCCCUCAAGGAACUUAAUGCUAGAUGUUGGUCAAGGCCCUAUUUUAGGGUGGUUGCAACAUGUACCAUUGUUUUGCUUCUUGCUUUAAUUUGUUAAGGUGACAUUAUUUCAACUACGGAAGCUAUGUGCCAGUAGUCUACAUGCAUGAACGAGCGAAUUGAACCUUGUAAACAACAUUCUAUGUAUUGUGUUUGAAAUGCCCAAUUGUACUCUUUGAACU
Messenger RNA from Dendrobium catenatum, 1921 nucleotides. RefSeq names its product glucan endo-1,3-beta-glucosidase 14. Lineage: Eukaryota; Viridiplantae; Streptophyta; Magnoliopsida; Asparagales; Orchidaceae. The transcript is spliced from 3 exons. The record is from RefSeq and is a predicted model, not a curated record. The coding region runs from base 505 to 1797 and encodes 430 amino acids. Gene Ontology annotation, biological process: carbohydrate metabolic process. Gene Ontology annotation, molecular function: hydrolase activity, hydrolyzing O-glycosyl compounds. Gene Ontology annotation, cellular component: plasma membrane.